CUCCUCGUCUGGACUCUGGUGGGUCACUCUUCUAUCAGUUCUUCGGAUUGUACGAUGAAAACCAGAGCUCUUUUGCACACCGGCUACUGUCUGUUUUUUCUUCUGUCUGAUUCAGGGGUUUGUGGCUCUGAGGCCGAGCACAGGCUCUUCUCAGUCAUCUUCUCCAGUUAUAACCAGUACAUCAGACCGGUGGAGAACGUGUCCGAGCCCGUCAUCGUCCAGUUUGAGGUGUCCAUGUCACAGCUGGUCAAAGUGGAUGAGGUGAACCAGAUUAUGGAGACCAAUCUCUGGCUGCGACACAUUUGGAACGAUUACAAGCUCCGGUGGAAUCCCAAGGAUUUCGGAGGCGUUGAGUUCAUCCGUGUGCCGUCCAACAAGAUUUGGAAGCCAGACAUCGUGCUGUACAACAACGCAGUCGGUGAUUUCCAGGUGGACGACAAAACGAAAGCUCUUCUGCGCUACAACGGAGACGUCACCUGGAUCCCACCGGCCAUCUUCAAGAGCUCCUGCAAGAUCGACGUCACCUUCUUCCCGUUCGACUACCAGAACUGCACCAUGAAGUUCGGCUCGUGGACCUACGACAAAGCCAAGAUCGACCUGGUGCUCAUCGGCUCCACCAUCAACCUGAAGGAUUUCUGGGAAAGCGGCGAGUGGACGAUCAUCGACGCUCCCGGAUACAAGCACGACAUCAAGAAACAGUCAAUCCUUCACGAUCCGUUUCUGUUUCCGACGAACGAGGCCAAGGAGGUCCAGGACGACUGGAAGUAUGUGGCGAUGGUGAUUGACCGGAUCUUUCUCUGGGUGUUUGUCCUCGUGUGUAUUCUGGGUACGGCUGGACUCUUCCUGCAGCCACUGCUGAUGAGCGAAGACAUGUGACGACUUCACAUCCCAGCAUUUUCAAGAAGAUUUCUAAGUACCCACACACUUGUCAAUUCCUAUUUCCAUCAAAGUCAUGCAACCCGGUUACAUUACAUAAGGCUAAAAGACAUUUGGCCGAUGACUGGACCGAAUAUUUGGCCUGUAGAUGGAGUAUCAGAGGCUUGUGCAACUAGCAGAGUACUCCUAAAUUAAUAGUCCUCAAAAAAUGGAUCCACUCAUUUAUUUGCCUUUUGAGUUGUUCCAAGUCCAUGUGGUCUUUCUUUUUUCUUUUUUUCCAUGUUUCAUAGAUCACAGUAAGCUCCAAAAUGAGAAAGAAGCACCUUAAAAGUAGUCUGUACAAACAUGUGUGCUGUAGUUUUUGAAGUCAUAAUCAACAGAGUGAAAUCACAGCUGCUCGCUGAUAAUCUGUGUAUGAAUGAAUGGGUUCAGUUCAUAAUAAUAAGACUUAUUCCGUCAAUUUGAGUCCUUGUAAUGUGUGACGAUUCUAUAAUAUAAUAUAUAAUAAUGAAUAUAUCAGCAUGCAGGUUUGGACUGAAAAUAAUAACGGGGUCUUUAUUUCCGAAUCUGUCUGUAAACUCACACAUCCCUUCAUGAGAUACGACUGCUGUUUGGCACGUAUGGUCAUUUUGUUACAUUAAAAUAUUUUAAACUUCUUGUGAGACACGUUUUUAAAAACACAGACUUGGGCAAAGUCACCAUCUCCUUGUGUGAGUGUUGUAACAGCUUACUUUCAGGUACAAAGCGCCACCUAGUGGAUCCUUUGAGCAGGUCCCUGGUAAAAAAAAAAAAAAAGACGAGACCUUUCUGUGUAAUAUAAGACACGGGUCUCCAAAACAGUAAAAAUGUUUUUUUGAACAUGCAAUGGGUGUCUGUUCACUGUACAUGUUCAUAUAUUCUUAAUGUAUCCUGAUGCACAUUUUUAACCUUUCAAGGAA
Messenger RNA from Sinocyclocheilus grahami, 1814 nucleotides. RefSeq names its product neuronal acetylcholine receptor subunit alpha-3-like. Gene Ontology annotation, cellular component: postsynaptic membrane. Bases 55 to 876 code for a protein of 273 amino acids. The transcript has 7 exons. The record is from RefSeq and is a predicted model, not a curated record. Gene Ontology annotation, molecular function: acetylcholine-gated monoatomic cation-selective channel activity; transmembrane signaling receptor activity. Gene Ontology annotation, biological process: monoatomic ion transmembrane transport. NCBI's taxonomy places the organism in Eukaryota, Metazoa, Chordata, Actinopteri, Cypriniformes, Cyprinidae.